UAAAGUACCUGUCACAACCUUUUCUGUUACCCUAAGUAGUGCACAAUUCACCCUAUAUGGAUUCAUUUGGGAUUUAGCCUGCGAAAUAACUAGUUGUUAAAGCACUUCUUUACAUCAACCGACGCUUGAGAAGAAAUGAAAAACGUUUUGCUACACAGCUAGUCAGAACUUCCGUGCUACAAGUGUUUCGCAAGAUAACCGCAGGGAGUGAGAGAGAGAGAGAGAGAGAGAUAUGAGCUUUUUCGGCUUUGGCCAAAGCGCAGACCUCGACAUAGUGCUGAACGAUGCCGAGACACGGAAGAAAGUCGAGCACAAGAGCGAAGAUGGCAAAAGGGACAAGUACUUCCUCUUCUAUGACGGCGAGACAGUGAGCGGAAAAGUCAACAUCACACUGAAAAACCCGGGCAAGAGACUCGAGCAUUAUGGCAUCAAGAUCGAGUUCCUGGGUCAGAUUGAGCUGUACUAUGACAGAGGCAACCACCAUGAGUUUGUCUCCCUGGUUAAGGAUCUGGCCCAUCCUGGAGAACUUUCCAGCUCUCAGUCUUUCAACUUCGAGUUUUCUCAUGUCGAGAAGCCAUACGAGGCGUACACAGGCCAGAACGUGAAACUCAGGUACUUCCUCCGUGCGACUAUAAGCCGUAGACUGACCAACAUCACCAAGGAACUGGAUGUCGUAGUGCACACGCUGUCCUCUUAUCCUGAGUUAAACUCGUCCAUUAAGAUGGAGGUUGGCAUUGAAGACUGUCUGCACAUUGAGUUUGAGUAUAACAAAUCCAAAUAUCACUUGAAGGAUGUGAUUGUGGGGAAGAUCUACUUCCUUCUUGUGAGGAUAAAAAUAAAGCACAUGGAAAUUGAUAUAAUAAAACGAGAGACAACAGGCACAGGACCCAGCGUAUAUCACGAAAACGAAAGCAUCGCCAAAUACGAGAUUAUGGAUGGAGCACCAGCGAGAGGUGAAUCAAUCCCCAUCAGAUUAUUUCUCUCUGGCUAUGAGGUGACGCCCACCAUGAGAGAUAUCAAUAAGAAGUUCUCUGUGCGAUAUUAUCUCAACCUAGUCCUGAUCGACGAGGAGGAGAGACGCUACUUCAAACAGCAGGAAAUCACACUGUGGAGGAAAGGAGACAUCGUAAAAAGGAGUAUGUCCCAACAGGCCACCAUAGCUGCUCAGAGAUUUGAGGGAUCAAGACCUGCAACUGCGUCGAUGCAAGCGAAAAUGGACGGCAGUUAAAUGAAAUGUUAUUUGUUUAUAUAUAAAGUCCAGUACAGUAUGUAGAUCCUAUGGGAUCAGCAGCACAGGGGUUCAGGAUUCAUGGGAAAGAAAAUCAUUUACAAACAUCAUCCAGGUGCAUCGUUUUUAAACAGGUUAAAGUUUUUCUUCCAAACUUGUUGAUUAUGAGUAAGAAGGUGCUAUAGGAGCUUCCUAUUCAAAAUAUUGCUUUUUAACUAACAUUUAUAAAGUACAUUCAGAAACAUUCCUUUUAUCUUUAUGAACAAGUGAAUACAAAUUAAUAUUAUGUUGUUUCUGUCCUGGUACAUGAGCCUCAAGUAAACACUGGGAAAUUUAUAUUUUG
Messenger RNA from Clarias gariepinus (North African catfish), 1571 nucleotides. RefSeq names its product VPS26, retromer complex component B (gene vps26b). The coding region runs from base 233 to 1228 and encodes 331 amino acids. Gene Ontology annotation, biological process: intracellular protein transport; retrograde transport, endosome to Golgi. Lineage: Eukaryota; Metazoa; Chordata; Actinopteri; Siluriformes; Clariidae. Gene Ontology annotation, cellular component: retromer complex; endosome. The transcript has 7 exons. The record is from RefSeq and is a predicted model, not a curated record.